CAAAAGCAGAUGUUUCAAAAGCUCUCUGAUGAAGGGUCUAGGCCCGAAAUGUCAGCUUUUGUGCUCCUGAGAUGCUGCUUGGCCUGCUGUGUUCAUCCAGCCCCACACUUUGUUAUCUUGGAUUCUCCAGCAUCUGCAGUUCCCAUUAUCGCUCAUUUCCCCCUCGUUCCCUUUCCCAGAGCAUUAAACUUAUGCUGCCAUGUUCUUGUGUAAUCAUGGGACAAGCUUUUGUCUGCCUUCAUACCUUACUUCCUUUCCACCUCUCUUCAAUCCAGUUGGAAACAACAUCAACUUCAUACAAUGUACUGAGAGCAAUUAUUCAUUUAAAAUUGCCAAAAUAUUCUGAAAAUUUGAAAGAAGCAAAAUAACGGUGUGAAAACUGUCGGGUUUUCUUUUUUGUGGGAUCAAAGGAAUUUCCAAAUUAAACUAGUCAAAAUUCAUCUACUUCUGCAUCUACCAUCCUGGUUGACGCAUGAUGCAGUGAAAACAGAGUUGUUGAGUAAGUGUAGCAAUCGAUCUGCAUCAAUUAGUCCCUAACAGGACCACAUAGAUUCUGUUCUGUUAAUUGUACAAUCGAUCGUGGAAGUGAUUUUCCUGUAGAUUUAGUUUUGAAUUUGCCUCUCUUCAAUCAGAGACUUUGUCCUCUGGUUCUAAUGUUCUAGACAAGAUGUUGGAUCCCUUUCUGAGACAUAAGAACAGCAAAUCAUAUUACUUUCUUUUCAGUGGAAUAUGCCCAGUUUGUACAAUCAGUACUCAUCCACCAACCCCUCAUUCUCUCAGCCAUUCUGGGUGCUGCCUUGUAUUUCCCGAAUGUAAUCAAAAGAAAGGAGUUUUCCAAAAGAUGUAUGUUUAAUACAAAGAAUGUGAAAAGACGUGGCUGACAGUUUCAUUGUAUUUCUUUUCUCUCCUGUUGCUCUAUACUACUAAUGUUUUCUGAACACUCGGGGGCUGCCAAUAUUGACAGUGUUCUGCAGGCACUGGAGCAAGUGGCAUUUAUUGCCUAGUAAGCUUCAACGAUAACUGGAAAAUAAAUAGUUCCUCAGUAAUGGGGCUGACACAUCUUUUUAUGUCAUUUUAUACAUUGAACCUCCUCCCUGCCCCCACUUGUAUUUCUUCGGAUAUUUUUGGCUAUUUAUUUCCAGCCAUCUUUAAGUGGCUUUGCAAAACAGUCAUUAAUAGCUGUGAACAGUGUCAGAAAGGUCAUGAAUGGAUUCUCCUUUACUCUCUGCAGUAAUGCUCCUGAGGCACUCCCCAUGAUAGCGUAGUUGAGAUUGAGGACUUCUGGUGCAAUUAUUUCACGUAUAAACCUCGACGCCACAUGAUGUUUGAAACUAUGUGGUAUUGCACAAACACCCUCACUUGUUCCCUAACAGUUUAAUCCCAAUGCAGUGUCUACUAUUGUUGACAGAGUGAAAGUGUAUUCUGUGUAUCUGUACAGUAUGCUUAUGUGGCAGAAAAUAAUUUUUCAAGUUCACUUGUUUAUUGGUGCACCACAGCUAUUUUAUGGAUGUGUAUACCGUAGAUAAGCAGUAAAAGUCGAGCUCAUAUCUUCAAAUAAACACUCUUAGUCAUUAAGCAGGAUUAGUAGAACCUUCUGAUGCUGUAAGUAAUAUAAUUAUGUGCCUUACUGUGCAAGGAUAGGAAACCGAGCAAGGCUGUUUUCAAUUCCUGUUCAACAUUUUAAAAAUAAGGUGCUGUCUGAGAAGGCGAUGAUGCCCUCACAUCGAUGGAGAAGUUGUGAGGUUGCUACGAUAAGGAUCUAACACACCGGCACUAGUCCAAGGCCACUGAGAAGAGAAAGAAGUCUUUUUACAAGGAAGGUGAAUCUAAGAUGUCCUUAAGCAGCAGCAGUUCAGCUGGGAAAGGUGUGGAUUCGAAUGCUGUUGAUGCCUACGACAGUGGGGAUGAGUGGGAUAUCGGAGUUGGGAAUUUAAUCAUUGACUUGGAUGCAGAUUUGGAAAAGGAUCAGCAGAAAAUGGAAAUGUCGGGAUCGAAAGAUGGAAGCAUCCCGGUUCCAAGUGCAGUGGCAGCUCUGCCAGAGAAUAUCAAGUUUGUCACACCAGUUCAAGCACCUCAGGUGAAGGAGAGCAAAUCAAAGGCAAAGAGAAAUAAGAGUGCAAAGGAUGGGGGUAAAUCUGUGUCUGCUGCUUCCCUCUACUCACUGGGAGAACCAGGAAGUGGGAAGAAAGAGAUGCAGGGCCGUUCUGGAGAUUUGACAAAUCCCAGCGGACUGGGGUCUUCCAACAGCACAUCCAAAGGGUCAGAAAAGGGCCCAAAGACUGUCCGGAAUGGAGCCGGAUCGAAAAAGGAAAAGGAUGGUGGAUCAAGCAAAAGCAAAAAGGAUAAAAGUGAGAACAGUGGAGUUGUGCAGCCUCCCCCUGGUAAUGAUCCGAAUGCUGCACAACAGCUAGGGUUGGGGUCAGGGUCAAAGGGCAGCUCAUUUGAAUGUGCUCCAGGCACAAGCUGUCCAGAUGGGGCUGCAAGUCAAGUGCUGGAUUUGGGAAAUGCACCAGUGGAUAGCAACACCAUCUCUAAUCUGUUGGGAAUUAAAACAGAGCCUGAGGAGGUUGAAAGUGAGUGUCGACCACUGAAGAAGAUGAAAACAGAGAAGAUGGACUCCCCUGCCUCCACACCAGCCCCUCCACCCCUUCAUCUUCUGCCUCCAGUCAGUAGUGGAGUUGCGUCCCCCGUGGAGCAGAUCAUGGUCCGGACCCGCUCAAUUGCAGUCAAUACCUGUGAUGUUGGACUCGCAACAGAGCCUGAAUGCCUAGGCCCCUGUGAGCCAGGGACAAGUGUCAAUCUCGAAGGUAUUGUCUGGCAGGAAACGGAAGAUGGUGUCCUGGUGGUGAAUGUGACAUGGCGAAACAAAACUUAUGUUGGAACACUUCUGGACUGUACAAGACAUGACUGGGCACCCCCAAGGUUUUGUGAAUCACCUACGAGUGACCUUGAAAUGAGAGGGAACAAUCGAGGUAGGGGGAAGCGAACACGCCCCACUCCAAAUACCCCAGCGAUUGAGACCACCACGGUGCCAGACAGCAAAGUUGUCACCAAAACCCGGGCAUGCACAAGUAGCAAGGGGCGUCGGGGCAGCCAGAACUCCUCUGACAGACGCACCCCAACUAACACAGUUGAAGAUAUCAAGGCAAGCCCUUCAGCAGGAAACAAACGGAAAAACAAACCUGCUCCAGACUUGGACUUAACCUCAAGUUCUGAGGACUCAAAAGGAGGGAAGAGAAUGCGUUCAAACUCACGAGGAACCGCAACCCCGACUCCAGUUACAGGGAUGAAAACUGAGCUUCCUGUGCCCGAACAUAAUUGUCCGUCACCCAUUCUCAUUGAUUGUCCGCACCCCAACUGCAACAAGAAAUACAAACACAUUAAUGGCCUGCGGUACCACCAGGCCCACGCGCAUACAGACAGUGAUGGGAAACUUGAGGGAGACAUCGACAGCGAGGAGAAGAACUCAGACGGUGAGGACUGCGCCCAACACCCGUCGCUGAGCCAGGAUUCUAGCAGCUGCAAUGGCUCUUCCAGCUCUCUCUCAUUCUGCCAGGCAAAGGGCUCCAUGUCCCCUGCUCGCUCGGCCACACCCAAAGGCAGGAGAGAAGGCAGCAUGGAAUCUCAUAGUCCUUCACCUGCUGCAAAGCUCAUUGCUGGUAAGGGUUCGAGUAAAAAGAAAGUCUCUCCAGAGGCUGACACAGAGCCUGGUGGGAUGUACAAUAUUGAGUGUUCAGAAGAAGGGCCUCCAGUGGCCAGCCCAAGUGAUGAUACAGGCAAUGAUGGAGAUGAUUCGAGCGAAAAGAAGUUGGUCUUGGAAAAAGAUAAAGCCAAGAAGUCAAGCAGCUUGAAAUCCGAAAAGCUUCCACUCAAAACCAAAUCAGCCAGGCCCAUUGUCCCUGCCGUGUCUGCACAGAUGUACGGCUUCCCCACUGCUGGUUUUACGGCAUCUGGCCCAGGGCCUGCUCCAAGUCUGGCCACCACUGUGGUCCAAGCGAUGUCCAAGAGCCCCCCACUCAAAGCCAUUCAGCCCAAGCCAACUAUCAUGGGGGAGCCAUCGACAGUCAACCCAGCCCUCACCCCCGUAAAAGAGAAGAAGAAAAAGGAAAAGAAAAAGAAGGACCCCAAGGAAGCAGCGAGUCCCAAGCCACUGGGGAAAGGUGGAAAGUCUGAGGAUGGCAAAAGCCCCUUCCGAGAUUCUUCUGCAGAUGUUGUUCCCAAAGGCGAGGGCCUCUUAAAUGGUUCAUCUGAGUCACAUGAGAGUCGCCUGGCAAGUAUCAAAGCCGAAGCAGACAAAAUCUACAGCUUCACUGACAAUGCGCCGAGUCCCUCCAUAGGCACAGCCAGCAGGCUAGAGGGCACCAGCUUGGUAACACCUAUCGCACCCUUACACGUGGUGACGCAGAACGGAGCCGACAGCUCUUCAGUCAAGACCAAUAGCCCAGCUUACUCUGAUAUCUCUGAUGCAGGAGAAGAUGGAGAGGGGAAGGGAGAAGGUGCCAAAGUCAAAACAUCAUCUCCGGACCAAAUGGCUAAGGAAAGUGCCAAGAAAGCAUUAUUUUCCUCCUCGUCGUCAACCUCCUCUUCCUCCUCAUCCUCUUCUUCAAGAACUCAGCCACCUUUGAAUAAGGAAACUCACUCUCCUUACUAUCAGGGUUAUGACACCUAUUACUCUCCAAACUACCCCCACUCGAGCCCUGGCGGUGCCAGUAGUAGUUCAGGAGCAGUCAGUCAUUCAGUCAAAAUCAAGAAGGAAGUAGAGGAGGAGGGUGCAGAGGUGAGGGUCAAAGUUGAAAGUGCAGACGAUAAAAAGAUUGACAUGAGCAGUACAUGUCACCAUCCUUCAGUGAUCCAGCAAAGGCCUCAAAUGUACAUGCAACCUCUCUAUUAUGGCCAGUAUGCGUAUAUGCCCCAGUAUGGUUACAGUGAGCAGGGAUACCACAGUCACGUAAUGAGCACAAACCCAGCAUACAGGCAGCAAUAUGAAAAGCUGUGUGAGGAACAACACAAGCAGAGACAAGAGCAGAAUCGUGGGAAACACAACACCAACGACACUGAGAAAAAGCAAGAGCAUAGCAUUAAAGAUCGAGACAGAGAGGAAUGGAAACAGAAGCCUCCUGCCUCAGCCACACUGUCAAAGGCUCCAAGCUUGACAGACCUUGCAAAGCCGGUGCCCAACAAGCCCAAGGACUCCACGGACUCCAUGAAAUAUGCCGUUAUGGCAAAAGCAGACGAUAUCUCCAAGAUGCAAUCCCAGCAAGCUGAGGGACUAAAGAUGAAAUUGACUGAGGGGAGCCACCUUGGCAGGGAAUUAUGUGAAACAAAACCCAGUCUAGAGUCAAGCAAACACUCAGGAAUGGAUCCAACGCUAUGGUACAGGCAGGAAUCUGAGAGCAGGCUGUGGUCUUACGUCUAUCCAAACAAGUACUCAGAGCAGCAAAAAGCAGAAGAGGAAAGGUGGAAGGAAGUGGAGCGGGACCGGAAAUUCAAAGAAGAAAGCUCUUCGCGGCUAAGAAGCAAAGAGAUAGCAGUUAAAGAGGAGAGCAAAGACAGCAUGUGCUUGGAAUCCCGUUCGACCUCUCUGGAAGAGUGCCGAUCUGUUGGGAAAGAUCCCAGGUCAGGACUUCAUAUUCCUGUGUCCUCCUCGAUGGUUCAACACCCAUCUUACAUGCCGUAUGUCCACGGCUAUCCAUAUGGGAAGCCAUAUGAAACACCACACCCGGGAUUUCGAGGAAUGACGCCAAUGAUGAUGCAGAAUUAUCCAGGGUCGUAUUUGUCCUCUGGAUUCUCUUUCUCACCUUAUGCCAAUAAGGUUCCAGGGCAUGAAGACAGCGAUCGAGCUCGUGGGAGCCCUGGUGUAGGCAGCAAGCCGAGUUCAGAAUCCAUGGCCCUUGAUAUCCUGCAGCAGCAUGCCAGUCAGUACAAGAGCAGGUCACCAACAACAAGUGAUAAACCUCCUCAUGAAAGAGAACGAGGAGAGCGAGAGAUCGAUAAAGAACGCCCCCGUUCUUCACCGUCCCAGCGACAGAUCACCUCACAUCAUCACCUUGGGAUGGGUUACCCGUUGCUCCCAGGCCAGUAUGACCUACCGUAUGCAACAGGUCUAUCCUCACCAGCCAUUGUUACAAGCCAACAGGCUGCUGCACAGGCCUCAGUGUCGACCCUGUUCCCACCAGCCAGAAGGUGAGAAUGGAUCUGAUGGGAUGCAAUCACUUCAUUCAAAAUCAUGUGACUGGAUCACAUGAGGACGGUCUCCAUUUUCUUAAACAUCAGUUCAAUGGUGUUCCUGGUUACUGCCAUGAAGUUGGGCAGACUAUUGUAAUGUUUCUCCUGUAGGACUGUAGAGACCUUGGUAAUGGAGUUCUGAUGCUUAUCAUAUGCAUUCUAGUGGUCAAGAGCAAGAGGGGUGACAGGCCUGCCUGUCUCACUGUGUAGAUGUAUUGUAGAAUGCACUCUUACCUGACUUGCCACCCCUGCCAGUUUUUUAAGACUGAAUGCAUCAUUGCUGUUGUUGAGUUCACUGCUUUUUGAGGGCUGAAGGGUAUGAUAACACUGGCCUGCUCUAGGGCACUUCUGACCCUCGCGCACUCUCGAAUGACUUGGCCUGGAUUGGAAGUCGUUGUUUUGCAAGUGACUCAAUCAUUACUGGCAUCGUGAACUAAUUGUGAAACUUUAUUUUCAAUGAACAAUGAAUAAGAUUCGGGAAUAUUGGUGCUAUUACUCUGCUUUCUUGUUCUGUGCUACCCUGUUCGGUACACCUUUUAACAGAGAAGGAAGCCCAGGAGCCUUAACCCCAUGGGCCCUUGCCCUCCCAACUCCAGACAAUGUUUUGUGCGGCAGGGGACAAAUUCUGCCAGCUCUUGAGGUCCCCUUCUCCAUUGCAGCACAGGACAGAAGGAGAGCGACUUUUCUCCAGUGUGAGCUGGGCUGUUCCUUCAUUACAAGGCAGAGACAGUCUCAUCCUGGUUAGAUUUGACAUUCAUCUGAAGUAGAAAUGACAUUUGAUUAGCUCCUUGGAACUUCUGGCCACUUCAGAAGUCUGCCUGGAGUUGAUUCAAAUGUUGAGGCAAAGCAAACACCGCUGUCCAAGCUCUGUCUACACUCAAUCUUUUCUUAUAUUCCUCAAAGUGAGAAGUUGCUUUGGGCUGGGGAGUGGGAACUUCCCCUGUUUCAGGCAUCUGAUAUAGUUAGCUGUGCAAAACCUCUUCAUUUUCAGUUCUGCUCCAGCCCUAGAGGAGCCUGCAGCCCGUACCACCAGAAUGGCACUUUCUCCCAUUAGUCGUGGGCCGUGCCCAUUGGUCUGUCUGCCAUUGCUGCCACAUACUGGAAUCCUGAGUUGUGUUGAGCAGUCAGCCUUGUCUAACCGAUGUGUGAUUGAGACUAGCCAACCUCAUUGCUCAUGGAAAGUAACUGGAGGAGGGGUUCUAGCUGGCUGAGGUCUGGUUUGUUGACCAUUCCGUCAAACUGAAAAGUCCUGAAACACAUCUGCUAAUGGUACAUCACCAUCCUGCCCUACAUUCUCUAAAUAUAUAUCGUGUACUACGACCAGCUAUCGAAUCCAUAUUAGGGGGAUUAGCAGGUAACAUUUAGAAUCAAACUGUGGAAAUGGAAACUGUUCAACUAGACAAGUUUCUGCUUGGGAGCAGUAGUGUAGAUGAGGCUUCCAUAUCCCUCCGCACUAGGGCACUGCAUCAGUUCCUCCUCACAACAAUUGAAAAGUGUUGGGAUACAAUUCAGAACAUGUCUGGGGAAGCACAGCAUUGAGGUCAUUCUGGUCACCUUUGAAAUAAGGCUUAAAGAUUAUUCUGCCAGUUUCACCCCAUGGUUAUGUUUUUUUUCGUUUGGAAACUUUGUAUUGAGUGUUAGUGUGUCAGAACACAGAGUUUACCUUGAAUUAAUCAGUCCCAGAUCUGCAGCAAGAAUUAGCAGCCUUAACCGUUGGGAAAUGUAAAUAGCAUCUUUUAUAAAGCUGGAGCAGCAUCCACAAAUGAUGUCAAGGCACUUACUCUAUGUAAGGUUCACACAAAGCAUAUGUAUCAGUUCAUUUUCCCUUCCAGGAAGCAGGUUUCAGCCAUUCUGUAUAUAAAUCCCUUCACCUCCUCGAUUGGAAUCUAGCAUGACGCACACUUGGCGUUCUGUGGUCCUUUGAUGACUUCAGGCACGUUUGAAAUCUGAAAAAAUUUUUCCUCUGUUCAGACUGUGAUUGUCCUGUAAGACAUGCACAAGCACAAAUACAGAAACACAAACAGAUAACAUGCACAAAUCCUGCGUGCACAUACCUGCCCCAAAUCUAAUGACAAUGUAAGAAAUUGUAGAUUAUUCACCCAGUGGGUGAGUGCCAAUGGUCUGAUAACCAGCCUGCAAAUAGAUCAGCUACUGUUGCAACACACUAACGUCUCAACCUUACCUGCCUUUGCAGAGCUUCCUGGAGACACCCAGGGUAGAUCCUCAUCACUGCACCAACUAUUUCUUCACUUUAACAACCUGUAUUUGCUGUUGGAAUAUUGGGCACGGGUUUCUUAAUUGUCUAGCUUCUGAAUUCUUAAAGCUGUUCUCAAGUUGAGGUUACAGUUUAAUGGCAAUUAUUGCACCUUUCACCCAGAAUACCUGGCACAGAUUUUGCUGCUCUGUCUUCUGUGAAUAAUAGAGUUGGGGUGAGGGCACAGUAACCCUAGCAUGAAAUAAUUAAGAGAUAACACAGUGUUUGGGCAAUCUUUGAUCAGUGCGGGCUCUGUGUUGGUGUUUGAAUCCUAUGCCUGAGAAAGCAGUGACCUCCCCUCAGCUGAUAGGCUGUACUCCUCUGCUCACUACAUCUCGCACUGCUGCCUUGGUGUAGCACCUGUCUUUUGGCUGUAAGGAGGGGCCUAACCUUUUAAUUAUGGUUUCCAAAUAAAAAAAGAGUUAAGUUUUGGAGGCAGAGUUUAUUGUUAAAAUAAUAUUUCGGUAUUGGCAAAUGUUUCGGUAUUGCCAUUUCGAUUUCCCAUUCACUCAGCAAAGUAAUAGGAAGUGAAUUUGUCUUCAAAAGGAGUGCCCCAGUCCUCACAGGACUCUGUUUGGAUUAGCUCAAGUCAGGAUAUAAUAAACCCUGCCAAGGUGCCACAGUGCACCCAGAGGGAUGUCACAAUCUAAUCUGCUUCAUCACCUUGUAAUAGAGAGUUAGAAUGGUCAACAAAGGUCUUUUAAAAAAAUACUGUUACGCUGUAAAAAAAAGCAACUUGUUUUUACUGUUAUUGGAUGGGUUCUUGAUGUUUCUCCCUCUCUCUUUGUGUCAUUGAUUUUAUGCAUUCUCGCAGCCAUUUGUUUUCAGGGUCCUAUGAGGCAUCCUCUCUCCCCCUCUGGUUCCAGAGUUCAUUUUCACCCUCUGUCUACUCAGUGUGUAAUGUAACCACCCGUUGUGUGCAGAACCUCAUUACUGCUGCCCGGUGCUGUUUGCUGUAAAUAUUGUACAGAGAAACUAUUGUAAAAUGUUCUUUUUAAAAGAAAAGUCCUAGAUUUUGAUUUCCAGAGAUUUUUUUGUUGGUGAAGUUGUUUCCAGAAUCCUAAUUAUGUGAUCUUUUAUCAUCUUGAACCCUGCUGUUAGGUGCUGGUGAAUUCCACGGUGUUAGUGGGCCCCACAGAAUCCUUCCUCUUCAAAAUGUGGAGUUUGUUUUAAUACUAAUGUAUGAUUUGCUUCCCAUUGCAAAAGCCUCCACUGUGCCUGACUGCACCUUCCUCAUUCUGGCUGUACAAAAUAACCAGUGUCUUUUACACUUUUUCAGUGGAUAGAAUUCCUGACUAAUUCCUGAUCCUGAUCCCUGUGCCAAGUAUCAGCCUGUUGCAUCAAGUCUUUUCCACUGCACUUCAACUCUAUUUCCGAAAGUCACAUUCCCACCGACUCACCUUUCUGUCAGUUUCUGCUCCCCAAUGCCUGUCAGCAGCCCUCUGCCCCUGGAGUAUUGUACAGCACAGGAACAGGCCCUGGAAAUACUUACUAUAGAGGGCGUGUAGGGAAUGAUCACCAGCCCAAUUUCUGGGAGAAUGGAGUCGUCCUAUGGGGAGAGAUUGAGCAGACUGGGCUUGCAUUUCCUGACGUUUAGAAGUGACCUCAUAGAAACUUAUAACAUACUUAGAUUGGCAAAGUAGUUGUAGAAAGGAUGUUUUCCCUGCCUGUGGUGGCUAGAGCCGGGAGAUGCAGCCUCAGAGUAAGGGGAUACUGUUUAGGACUGAGAUAAAGAAUUUCUCCUCUGAGUGUAGUGAAUAUUUGGAAUUAUCUAUCCUGGAGGAUUGUGGAAGCUCAGUCAUUGAGUUUGUUCAAGACGGCUUCAUUUCUAGAUACUAAAGAUAUUAAGGGAUAGUAUAAGCUAGAAGAUCAACAAUGAUCUGAUUGUAAGGUGGUACAGGCUUGAAGGGCUGAAUGGCCUCCUGCUCCUGUUCCUUUGUGCUCUGUCUUGCCCAUCAGGCCGGUCACAAAGAGAUAAAUCUCUGUACUGCUGCUUGUGGUUUUCUGCAUCCAGAUAAACAUUGGCCACAGUGCGGAAAUCACAAACUGGCUCUUACACAUUGCAUCCUUUCUGCUGCAGAACAAGGGGCAACUCAGCAUCAGCAAAUCUUCCGAGCUCAAUCUGCAAUCUGUGCAGAGAUAGCACAAAAUGUUUGUUGGUCUGGGUAAAGUGGAUCGCAUCAUGGCUGAGUUUUUUUAGUUCACUUCUCAUCUGGUCAGGGAGUGAUGUGACUGAUAAUUGAACAAGCUGGAGUUAGUGAAUGACCAACUUUGUCUUGCUUUAUGAAAGAUUGAGGGAUACAUGGGCAGACUGGGGCCUUCAGAUAUACUUGCUCACAUGCCCUCAUGAUCUGCUUUCUUUUUGUUUUUGCCCAGUCUCCCCUCCUCUGCUGCCCCUCUCAGCUGGGAGGCUAACAAUGCUGUUGUCCACAAACUAAGGUCAGUUUGUUCCUUUCAGGUGAAAGGUUUCCAGCUGAGUGGUAUCUCCCAGCCAGGAGAGCAGGGCUGUCUAGCAUUCUGACUCAGACACUCAGCUGCUGGUGUUCAGGGAUUCAACCCUAGGUUGCCAGGGGUGGGGGUAGGGUCACCCUCCAGUCAAUCUAACGCAAGAAAUAGUUCCUGUAACAAAAAGGGAUGCUUAAGCUUUUCAGCGUGACAACGGACAAAUACUCCAACUUGCUGAAUGGUCUGUCAAAUGUUUGGAAACCUCCUUCUGAAUUUGACCCAGUUUGGAACAGACGUGACCUGCAGUCCGGCCUCAUUAAAAGGCUUUCUCAGGCGAUGUCUGCAGGGUCCUGCUUUGCAGUCUGUUUCUGCUCUUCCUGUCCAUCUGUACAGCCGACUGGCCUGUUGGUAUCAAAAAGGCAAAGCUGUUUUUUUGGGACCCAAAAGGCCACAUUGACAUUACUUUGCUCCUCGCUGGAUACCACAAAUGCCUCGGUGAAUUCCAACACUGCCUCGAAUGUCACAACAGACAAAAGUAGGAGAGAGUCAUUUACACACGCAUCCAAUUCCGGGAGGAUUUCUUGCUGCCCUGUGGUGAGGGGAGGCUCAUUCCUUGGCUAGAAUUGAUGCAAGGGUUUGCGUCCAAGUGAAGGGACGUGUCCCAGCUUCACUCAGACCAUCACUGGAUUAGAUUUGAAUCCAUCCUUUGUGUAAGGCUGUGGUACACUGACCCACUCCCCACCGUCUUCACCAGUCACCAUCCAGGGGAAACCUUGCUGUUCUUGGAAUUUAUUUGUUCUGUACUGUUCUAUAGUUUCCUGACCCCGACUUCAAACCCCACCUCUCCCUCCCUGUGAAUGUAGCUGUGCGUCAGACUGACGGAGCCUCACCGGUACUUGAAGUGUAGACGUUUACAACAUAUUAUUUUUGUUGCUGCGUUGGAUUGGUUUCCUGAUAAGUCAAUUUAAAGCUCUUACUAGUGUAUCUCAUGUAAAGUGUAUAUUAAGGAGUUCUUUUUUAUACAGUACUGUACCUUGCCUUGUGCAUUUAGGCAAAAAAAGUAAUAAAUCUUUUUAUGAGACAA
Molecule: messenger RNA, 12008 nt
Organism: Stegostoma tigrinum
Lineage: Eukaryota; Metazoa; Chordata; Chondrichthyes; Orectolobiformes; Stegostomatidae
Product: zinc finger protein 609-like
Exons: 10
Coding region: 1832-6187 (1451 amino acids)
Biological process (GO): regulation of transcription by RNA polymerase II
Cellular component (GO): nucleus
Source: RefSeq, a predicted model, not a curated record